AUGCGGCAACUUUCUAAUAACGAUGCAGUAGCAAUGUUGCGUAUCGUACCAUCCCUACGACGCAGAUAUCAUGUUAAUGUCGGAAAGAUAAGUUGGGAUGACAUUGGAAGUUUAGAGGAUGUAAAAAAGAAAUUAAGGCAGGCGGUCGAAUGGCCCAUAAAAUAUCGUCAUACAUUUGAAAGAUUAGGUUUAAAACCACCAAAUGGAAUACUAUUGUAUGGUCCACCUGGCUGUAGUAAAACGACUCUGGCUAAGCGUUCAGGAACGUGUUUAUUGAAUGAAAUGGAUGGUAUUGAAGUUGCCGCAUCAGUACUUGUCGUGCUUUUAAAUAUGCCUUUAAAUGAUGAUUUUGAUUUAAAUUUGAUUGCCAAGCAGGCAGAAUUAUAUACAGGUGCAGAUUUAAAGAACUUGUGUAGAGAAUCAGCGAUAAUAUCAUUACGUGAAACGGGAACAACG
This is a messenger RNA of Dentiscutata erythropus, 456 nucleotides long. The record is from the annotation of a GenBank genome assembly. Lineage: Eukaryota; Fungi; Glomeromycota; Glomeromycetes; Diversisporales; Gigasporaceae.